Mytilus californianus (California mussel) is the source of this 588-nucleotide messenger RNA. RefSeq lists its product as uncharacterized. NCBI's taxonomy places the organism in Eukaryota, Metazoa, Mollusca, Bivalvia, Mytilida, Mytilidae. Bases 1 to 588 code for a protein of 195 amino acids. The record is from RefSeq and is a predicted model, not a curated record. Gene Ontology annotation, molecular function: protein binding. The transcript is spliced from 3 exons.
AUGUUAAUUUUAUUUAUGUUCUUCCUGUUUUCUUACUCUGUAUUAGCAUGUGACACUGGUGAAGAAAUACGCAAAAUACAUGAGAUACUUAAACAGCAGCAAUCACAAAUCCUUAAACUACAAAAUGAGAACAAAUCAUUCAAAGCAGAAAAUGCGUUGCUUAUAAAGAACGUUGAUAAAUUAAAUGAAAUCAUUUCCAGAUUAGACCAUACAUCGGAAGGCAAGGCAGUUUUACAGAAGAGAGUGGAGGAUCCAAAGCAAUCCAACAAUGUUAAAGAUGCAUCAUCGGAGGAUAAUAGUGCUAUGCCGGCCAGUGAACCAGUGAUUGUGGCUUUCUCUGCUUACAUGUCAACAAGUGAACACAAUCCAAGCAGCCACCACCAACUAGUCUUUGAUGUCGUACAAACUAAUAUUGGAAAUGCAUACAGCAAAUUUACGGGCGCGUUUGUGACACCAGUCGCAGGUGUGUACGUUUUUACAUGGACGAUAUUUACAGGAGACGAUGGACACACAUAUUUUGACAUUCUGGUAAAUAAUUCGCUGUCUUCCGUAUUGAAUGAAAAGGUUGUAUCUACGAUAGGUUAUUAA